UCCACCCCGCCUCGAGUCCCGACACACACAGAGUCCGGGGGAGAGAGAGCUCACUGUAAACAGUUGCAAUGUGACGUGUGGAGGAAAACUAGAGUUCAGACGGGAAUGCAGCACCUUCCCCACUUACAGAGGAAUUUAUAAAGUCAUGGAGCUUACACGUGUCAUUGUGAUCUUGGCCCAGUGUGUAUGGCCCUUGUGGACUCAAGUCAUCCACCUCACAGACAUAUAUGGGACCAUCAAGUCUCCAAACUUUCCUGAAUCCUAUCCAAAAGAGAUAGAUCUACAGUGGAAUAUAACUGUACCAGAUGGAUAUCAAAUCCGACUCUAUUUUAUGCACUUCGACAUAGAGCCGUCAUACUUAUGUGAGUACGACUACUUGAAGGUAUACUCAGACUCUGAAGAGCUGGCUGUGUUUUGUGGAAAAGAGAAUACAGACACAGAACGGGUUCCUGCUGACAAUGUCAUCACGUCCCCCAGGAACGUGCUCAGUGUGGCAUUCCGUUCAGACUUUUCUAAUGAGGAACGCUACUCUGGCUUUGAGGCUCACUUUAGUGCGGCUGAUGUAGAUGAAUGCAGAGACAGAAAUGAUGAAGAUCUUGUCUGUGAUCAUUUCUGUCACAACUACAUUGGUGGCUUCUACUGUUCUUGCCGUUAUGGGUUCCUGCUUCAUUCUGACAACAGAACUUGCAAAGUGGAGUGUAAUGAAAGCAUGUACACGGAGCGCUCUGGAGAGAUCACCAGUGCUGAUUUUCCUGAACCGUACCCCAAAACCUCUGACUGCACAUACCGCAUUGAGCUGGAGGAGGGUUUUCAAAUCACUCUGGAGUUUGAUGACACCUUUGACAUUGAAGACCACCCUGAAGUCACCUGCCCCUACGAUUUUAUCAAAAUUCAUGCAGGAGACAAUGUUUUUGGCCCAUUUUGUGGUGAGCAGUCACCAGGGAAGAUCCAGACAGGAAGUAACAUAGUCAACAUCCUGUUUCACAGUGACAGCACUGGAGAGAAUCUUGGCUGGAAACUCACUUACACCUCCACCGGUUCUGAAUGCUCUCCUCUUGCGGCACCUCUUAAUGGACACCUGGAGCCUCUGCAGUCUAACUACAUCUUCAAAGAUCACAUUACGCUGACCUGUGACCCUGGAUACUCACUGAGACAGGGGGAUAAAGAAUUUGAGCAUUAUCAGAUUGAGUGUCAGAGGGAUGGGAAAUGGAGCAGUGAUGUCCCGCUGUGUAAAAUGGUUGACUGUGGUCCAGUGGAUGUAGUACUGGGUGAGGUGAUUUUUGAGAGUUUUGGAAACAGUACUGUGUUUGGAUCCAGAAUCCAGUACAGCUGCAGAGACUCUCGCCAGGUCAACAACACUUACACCUGUCAUCAGAGUGGGGAAUGGGUGAGUGAGGACGGGACACCUCUGCCCACUUGUCUACCAGGAGAUUUCGAAACAACUUUGAGUGUCAAUGCGGAAUCUCAGCUCCCUUCUCCACUAACAAGCACUCCUCUUACAUGUGGUGAGCAAUCACAGCUCUUCCCAGCCCAGCAGAAGCGAAUCGUUGGUGGGAGAACAGCAUCUCCCGGUCUGUUCCCCUGGCAGGUUCUGCUCUCAGUAGAGGAUGUGUCCCGUGUCCCAGAGGACCGCUGGUUUGGCAGCGGCGCUCUCCUCUCCUCCACUUGGGUUCUCACAGCCGCUCACGUUCUCAGAUCUCAUCGCCGUGAUUUUUCUGUUGUCCCUGUCGCUUCUGAACACAUCCGAGUCCACUUGGGCCUCACAGAUAUACGGGAUAAGCACCUGGCUACCAACCGGUCUGUAGCGAAAGUCAUCCUCCAUCCUCAGUUUGAUCCUCAAAACUAUAACAAUGACAUUGCUCUGAUUAAACUCAGCCAGGAGGUGGUGCUGUCUGCAUUAAUACAACCCGUGUGUCUACCAAGGCCUGGUGUGAAAGGUCAUACCCUGAUGCCUCUGCCCAACACACUGGGUAUAGUGGCUGGUUGGGGCAUCAACACAGCCAACACUUCUGCUUCCACCAGUGGCUUGACCUCAGAUUUAGGCACCGUCUCCGAGCUGCUCCAGUAUGUGAAACUCCCGAUUGUGCCUCAGGACGAAUGUGAAGCUAGUUAUGCAUCACGCUCCGUCAACUACAACAUCACCAGCAAUAUGUUCUGCGCUGGCUUCUACGAGGGCGGUCAGGACACCUGUUUGGGGGACAGUGGGGGAGCGUUUGUCACUCAGGAUGCCCGCAGUGGGAGAUGGGUGGCACAAGGACUGGUGUCCUGGGGCGGGCCAGAGGAAUGUGGCAGUCAGAGGGUGUAUGGGGUGUACACUCGGGUGGCCAACUACAUCCACUGGCUACACAGGCACAUGGAUGGUGAAGAAGUUGCAAAAGUGUAGUGGAGCUUGAAGUCUCUCCUUGUUUUCUUAUUUUUGUCAUCUUAUUCUUAUCAUUUUCCACAAAUUUACUUAAAGCAAGGCAAGAAUUACACCCAGAGGUGUUCACAAUCUUAGGCUAUCAGUUUGUGAAUUUAUUUGUCUUACAGUUGGUACAAACUUGCGCUGGCUGCUUGAGUCAACUAGAAAUAACCAUAUAUUCAUCAAGACAAUAGCAUUUUACUCAUCUCAUUUUUGGCCCUCAGCUUGGAUCCUUCAUCCUUUUUCAACAUCUGCUGUUGUUUAAAACUUAUACUAUACUCGCAUAAAAUCGUAUUACCCUUCAGUACUGGUUAAGGUUUUUAGCCUGUAAAGACAGCAUGUAUUUUACACUACCGUUUAAAAGUUUGGGGUCUGUAAGUGUUUUAAGAUUUAUUAUUUUAAAACAAAUUAAUACUUUUAUUCAGCAAGGAUCCAGUAAAUUGAUCAAAAAAUGUUUCUUGAGCACCCAAAUCAGCAUAUUAGAAUAAUUUUGGGAAGAUCAUGUGAAACUGAAGACUGGAGCUGAAAAUUUAGCUUCUGUGUCACAGGAAUAAAUUGUUUAAAAUAUAUUAAAAUAAAAAAGUGGUCAUUUAAAAUUGUAAUAAUACUUUGCAUUAUUACUUUUUUACUGUAUUUUUGCAGCCUUGGUGCAUAUGAAAUUUCUUUCAAAAACAAUAAAAAUGUUUACCUACGCCAAGUAUUUUGAUUAUAUUAUAUAGUACAUAUGCACAAGAUAUAAUAUACAUCUUUAUAUUUAUAAUGAUAUAAAUCAUUUAAACCUAAAUACAUUUGUAGUUUUAUACACAUAUCUCAGCACAAUUGUACAAUGUUAUACCUUUAGAAUGGUUACACUCCUAUUAAAAAACACUAGA
Messenger RNA from Cyprinus carpio (common carp), 3273 nucleotides. It is a transcript of the gene masp1, whose product is annotated as MBL associated serine protease 1. Lineage: Eukaryota; Metazoa; Chordata; Actinopteri; Cypriniformes; Cyprinidae. Gene Ontology annotation, cellular component: blood microparticle; extracellular region. The record is from RefSeq and is a predicted model, not a curated record. Gene Ontology annotation, biological process: zymogen activation; complement activation. Gene Ontology annotation, molecular function: serine-type endopeptidase activity; calcium ion binding.